Vigna unguiculata (cowpea) is the source of this 1184-nucleotide messenger RNA. Its product is annotated as dehydration-responsive element-binding protein 1B pseudogene. NCBI's taxonomy places the organism in Eukaryota, Viridiplantae, Streptophyta, Magnoliopsida, Fabales, Fabaceae. The record is from RefSeq and is a predicted model, not a curated record.
CAACACACCCUUUUUCUCCCUCUCACUCCUUAACCAAUCGAAACCCUUAUCCACGCUUAUGCUUCUUCAUCUGUUCCAAAACUCAAAUGAUUAACAUGAAGAACAUGAAGAACAACGAAUCUACUUGCUCCAUUUCACUGUCUCCGCCAAACCCUAAUCCACUCUGCGAUUCUCCGAAUCCGUCUCACAAGAGAAAAGCAGGUAGAAAGAAGUUUAGGGAGACACGGCACCCUGUGUAUAGGGGUGUGCGCCAAAGAAACGGUAACAGAUGGGUGUGUGAAAUUAGGGAACCACUGAAAAAGUCAAGGAUUUGGGUAGGGACAUACCCUACUCCUGAAAUGGCUGCUAGGGCACACGACGUGGCUGUUUUAGCCCUUAAUGGCCUCUCUGCUAACUUCAAUUUCCCCGAUUCUGUUUCUCUUCUUCCCCUCGCCAAGUCUUCUUCUGCUGCAGAUAUAAGGGAAGCAGCAAAAGCUGCUACUGUUCAUACUGUUGAUACUGUUGAUGAUACUUUCACGCCAAACACUGAUUUUUCUUGUUCCUCUCGAGGCAAUUCUGGUUUUGAAGAAAAUGGGAAUGCUGAAGAGAGUUUUUUGAACAUGAACAUGCACAACGAUGAGUCUGAAACAGUGUUCUUUGAUGAGGAGGCACUGUAUAAUAUGCCAGGUUUUUUGGAUAGUAUGGCAGAGGGUUUGCUAAUUACACCACCCUCUAGAGCACUGGACUGGGACCAUUCUGAUUCUGAAAUAGACCUUACACUGUGGAAUAACUGAUAUCAAUUACUGUACCUAUAUUUUUGGUUUCUAUCGUUCUCACAGAUAUUUUAAACGCAGUGAGAAUCUAUUUGUGUGUGUGAAAAAAGAUACACUAAUUCCUUUUGCUAUAGAAUCUUUGGUUAAUUACUGCAUGUACUGUUGUACUGCUAUAAUUUCUGCCAAAGCCAUUUUUCAAAGUCAUCAAAAAGUCCUAUAUCUAUAUCCGUGUGUCGUGGUUAAGUGCAUGCACCUUUUUGAGAGAAAUAUGAAGUCAGAAAGGUUUAUAUAUGUAAUUAGCAACGUCAUUAGGGAGGAGAAGAAAAAAGUGUGAAACUGGUAUAUGAGAAAAAUCAACAAUAGUUUUCUCUGUGUCAGAUAUUCUCCCUACACUUUGUAUCAAUUUAUUCUAUUUAAAAAAGCACAUGAUAG